Messenger RNA from Torulaspora delbrueckii, 1788 nucleotides. It is a transcript of the gene FRS1, whose product is annotated as phenylalanine--tRNA ligase subunit beta. Gene Ontology annotation, molecular function: RNA binding; magnesium ion binding; phenylalanine-tRNA ligase activity. The transcript has a single exon. The record is from RefSeq and is a predicted model, not a curated record. Gene Ontology annotation, cellular component: phenylalanine-tRNA ligase complex; cytoplasm. Gene Ontology annotation, biological process: phenylalanyl-tRNA aminoacylation. Lineage: Eukaryota; Fungi; Ascomycota; Saccharomycetes; Saccharomycetales; Saccharomycetaceae. Bases 1 to 1788 code for a protein of 595 amino acids.
AUGCCUACCGUUUCUGUGAAUAAAAAACAGCUGUUUGAGCUCCUGGGGAAAGAAUAUACGAAUGAAGAAUUUGAUGAAUUGUGUUUCCAAUUUGGGAUUGAAUUGGAUGAGGAUACCACUGAAGAAGCUUUGAAAAAUAAUGAAGAACCAGAACUGAAGAUUGAUAUUGGUGCCAACCGUUACGAUUUGUUGUGUAUUGAAGGUAUUGCUCAAUCAUUGAACGAAUAUUUGGGCAGAUCCCAGACACCAAACUACAAAUUAUUAGAGCCUACCACUAAAUUGACUAUUGAAGCAUCUACUGAACAGAUUAGGCCUUAUGCUGCAGCUGCCAUUUUAAGAAAUAUCACGUUCACGGAGAAAUCUUAUGCAUCUUUCAUCGCAUUACAGGACAAAUUGCACUCUAACCUGUGUAGAAACAGAACGUUGGUUGCCAUGGGUACCCAUGAUUACGAUACUAUUCAAGGACCAUUCCGUUACCAAGCUUUACCACCAAAGGAUAUCAAAUUCGUGCCCUUGAACCAAACUAAGGAAUUUGAUGCCGCAGAGCUAAUUGAAUUUUACAAGCAACCAGAACAAAAAAACAACUUAGGUCGUUUCGUUCACAUCAUUGAAGAUUCUCCUGUUUUCCCUGUCAUCAAAGAUGCUAAUGACGUCGUUUGUUCCUUGCCACCUUUGAUCAAUUCCGAGCACAGUAAGAUAUCUUUGGACACUCGUAACGUUUUCAUCGAAAUCACCGCUACUGAUGUCACCAAGGCUGAAAUUGUUCUUGAUCAACUAUUAGCAAUGUUCAGUCGUUAUUGUGAUGAAGAAUUUACCAUGGAACCUGUUGAGAUCGUCUCCGACCACAAUGGUCAAAGUAGAACAACUCCAAAUUUGAAGCAAAGACAAAUGGAAGUGUCCGUUGACUAUAUCAACUCUGCUUUGGGUCUCGAGCAAUCCCCCGAGGAAAUUGCCCAAUGCUUGAAGAAGAUGUCUUUGCAUGCCAAGCCAUCCGCUUCCGACUCAAAGACUUUGGAAGUCAGCAUUCCAAUCACAAGACCAGAUAUCUUGCAUCCUUGUGAUAUAAUGGAAGAUGCCGCAGUUGGUUACGGCUUCGACAACCUACCAAGAGGGGGUAAACUUUCAAAUGCCAACUUCAUCGCUUCUGCAUUGCCAAUCAACAAAAUUUCUGAUAUUUUCAGAGUUGCCUCUUCACAGGCUACAUGGUUGGAAGUCUUGCCUUUGACUUUGUGCUCUCACGAUGAGAACUUCAAGUUCUUGAGAUUAGAAGAUGACGGAAAACAAGUCGUCAAGCUAGCCAAUCCAAAGACUUUAGAAUACCAAGUUGUAAGAACAAGUCUGUUGCCUGGUAUACUAAAGACUGUCAAGGAGAACAGAAAGCACUCUCUACCAAUCAAGGUCUUUGAGACCGGUGACGUGGUUUUCAAGAACGAAAAACUCGAAAGAAAAGCUUACAACGAACGUCAUUGGGGUGCCAUCUAUGCUGGUAAGACCUCUGGUUUUGAAAUCAUCCAGGGUUUGCUGGGCAAGGUCAUGCAAACUUUCAGAACCGAAUGGCUUCCAGAUUACGGCUCCAAAUCGUCAUCUAGAGGGUAUUGGAUAGAAGAAGAUAGCUCUGUAGCUACUUUCUUCCCGGGAAGAGGUGCUAAGAUUAUGUUUAGGUCACAAGAAGGAGAAGAACCAAAGAAAAUCGGUCAUCUCGGUGUCUUGCAUCCUGAAGUGAUGAACAACUUCGACAUUCCAUAUGCUGCUUCCUACGUUGAAUUGAAUGCAGAAGUCUUUUUGUAA